This is a messenger RNA of Caenorhabditis angaria, 2175 nucleotides long. Lineage: Eukaryota; Metazoa; Nematoda; Chromadorea; Rhabditida; Rhabditidae. The record is from the annotation of a GenBank genome assembly.
AUGCCUCUAAUUCUAAUAACCGGACAUCCAUCAAGUGGAAAAUCGACAAUUUGUCAGCGGCUUGUGGAAAAAUUCCGGGAAAAUGAAAAAAAUCUGGAUGUUUUGGUGAUUCGAGACGAGGAUUUCGGCACGUUUUCAAGAAAUUCCUAUGAAUCGGCGGCUAAGGUGAGGGAUUUUCUGGAAUUUUCAGCCUGAAAAUCAGAAAUUCUGUAAUUUUUGAGCUGAACUUAGCCUAAGUUUGUCUAAAAAAUCCUCCAAAAAAUUCCAGGAAAAGGAUGUGCGCUCGUGGAUUCGUGGACAAAUUCAGCAGAAUUUGACCAAAAAUCGGAUAGUGAUUUGUGAUGCGCUCAACUAUAUCAAAGGCUAUCGCUACGAGCUUUUUCUGGCCGCCAAAAUGUCCAAAACCACAUAUUGUGUUGUUCAAGUUACGCCAAGUCUCGAAAUUUGCGAAUGGCUCAAUGAGCAAAAACCGGAGGAGAAGCUGAAAUACGGGCCCGAGCAAAUCGGGCCGAUUAUUCAGCGAUAUGAGAGGCCUGAUACGAAAUUCCGGUGGGAGAAGCCGCUUUUUGAGGUGAAAAUUGGAAAAGCUGAGAGGUAGGGGUUCAGAAUUUGGUAUUUUUUGAGCCUAAAUAAGGCUAGGCCUAAAAAUUUGGGAUUUUUUGAGCCUAGGCCUGAAAAUUCUGGAUUUUUCGAGUCUAAAUAAGGCUAGGCCUAAAAUUUGGGAUUUUUUGAGGCUAGAUAAGGCUAUGCCUAAAAAUUUGGACUAGAUAAAGCUAGGCUUUAAAAUUUGGCUUUUUUUGAGUCUGGACAAGGUUAGGCCUGAAACUUUGGGAUUUUUUAAACGUAAUCAAGGAUAGGCUUUAAAAUUUGGCUUUUUUUGAGCCUAAAUAAGGCUAGGCCUAAAAAAUUGGGAUUUUUUGAGCCUAGGCCUGAAAACUUGGGAUUUUUUGAGCCUAAAUAAGGCUAGACCUGAAAAUUUCGGAUUUUGUGAGUCUAGAUAAUCCUAGGCCUGAAAAUUUGGGAUUUUUUGAGCCUAAAUACGGCUAGCCCUGAAAAUUUGGCUUUUUGUGAGCCUAGAUAAGGCUAGGCCUAAAACUUGGCCUUUUUUGAGCCUAGAAAAAUCUAGGCCUAAAAAUUUCAUUUAAAAAUAGGGCGUGGCCUAAUUCUGCAACCCUGGCACGGUUUUUUUCUCCAGAAAAAUCGAAGGAGAUCUAGAUGAUAUGGAUAUGGAAAUUGAUUUGGAACAUCCGGCGCCAAAAUUCGCCGACAUUUUUGAAGACGAAAUUGUGGAUUGGGUUUUGAAUGUGAGUUUUUUUUCGAAAAAUUAGAGUUUUGGACGAUUUUUGACCCAAGAAACUGAAAAAUUGGACUUUUUUUAGUCCGAAAACUUCAAAUUCUGGAAUUUAUGGGGAAAAAUUUAUAACCUGAGCAAUCGUUGGGAUUUUCGCAAUUAAACCAUUGCUCAGAUUUUACUUUUCUCUAUUCAAAAUUCCUUAACCUGAGCAAUGCUAGUUCAAAAUCAAUUUUUGGGCUUUCUAGGCCUAAAAAUCAUGGAUUUUUUGGCCCAGAAAAGCCUCAUGAUCUGCCACGUGGCCCAAAAACUGAAAAAUUUGGACUUUUUUAGUCCGAAAACUUCAAAUUCUGGAUUUUUUGAGUAAAAAUUAUAACCUGAGCAAUGGUUCGUAUUUUUUAAGUUGAACCAUUGCUCAGAUUCUACUUUUUGGCUAUUUAAAAUCAAUUUUGUUCAAAUUUUUACAUUUUCAGACCUAAAAGGCCGAUUUUGGGCUUUCCAGGCCUAAAAAUCAUCCAGAUUUUUCGGCCUAGGAUCUGCCACGUGGCGAUUUUGUUGACCCAACAUUUUUCCAGGGCACCCAGCUCACCGAAAAUCAAUCAACCCAACUCGUCCCCCUCGCCCCCACCAACUUUCUCCACGAACUCGAUCGGACCACCCAAGAAGUGAUUACGGUACUCCUCGCCGCUCAACGAACCGCCACACGUGGCCAACAGAUUACAGUACCCACCGGCGGUACAGUAACCCAUUUGAAAGCGCGAAGUUUGCCCGAAUUCACGCGUUUUCGACAUCAAUUCAUGACGAUCGCCAAAAAAUCGCCGAUUUCCGAUAGAAAAUUGAUUUCUGAGAUGUUUUGCGAUUUUUUGAACUCCAAUUUGAGAUAA